AUGUUCAAGGAAAAACGUCCAGAAGCGAUCUUUGUUGGGAAACAAGGUUUAACCGGGGCAUGUCCAUAUUCUUUUUCAGCUCGAGUUCAAUUUUUUUCUAUACCUUCAGAGUCUUGAAUAAUAAGAUGGAGUUUGGAAGAUCAGUUUUUUUGGAUGUUUUUAGAAAAAUAUGAGCGAAAAAAAUCAAACUCAUAUAACAAGAAAUUCGAAAAAAAGAAAUUGACAGAAAAUUCUAGUUCCAGUUCAUUGAGUCUUAUGGGGCAACUAGUCAUCGCAAAAAGCUAAGAAAACGGCAUUUAAAUAGUAAAAAAGUAAUAAACUUUUUACAAAAAGUGGUUCGGAUAAAGCAUGCAUUCUAAAAAAAAGUGGUUCGCAUAAAGCAUAGGGUGGUUCGGAUAAAGUAGGUUCGGAUAAAUCAUUGGUUCGGAAUUUGGUUCGGAUAAAGCACGGUUCGGAAAAGUAUUGGCCAUUUUUUCUUGAGGCCCCUUCAAGGCCGGCCCAGCUUACGAAAUGGUCGGGGGGCCGGGAGGGUGAGGGGCCGGCCCUCGCACAAGCCUGUAGACAAAUAGCGCCAAAGAAUUUUCCUGUUGCUAGAAUACUUCAAGUGAUUUUUUAUGUUUGUUUCAGUUACAUUUUUAUUGUGUUUGUUACUGAUUUACGGUACAUUUUUUCGUUGCGCCAAAAAAAUAAGCAAGUCCUGUUUGCAGGUGAAAUUUCUGCCCGGAAUGCCAAAAAAAAGGCCAAGAAAAGUGGUAAAGAGAAAUAAUCGAGGAAGUCAGUUUUUUCUUUUUUCAUGUAAAACUCUUCAUUUUUGCAGAACACGCGAAACCGGCAGGUUCUUCCUCGAAGGAAGCUGAAAAGCAGAAAGAAGCUUCGAAAGCUACGGGUUUGUUCUUUUAUUUCUUCUUUUAUUUAAAAUUAAACAUGUUUGCAGAACCCGUGAAACCGGCAGGGCCUUCCUUUCACCGCGCGUUGGCAGCAGUUGAAGCAAUCGCUGAUCAAAAAAGAUGGACCUACGCGAAAAGAACUCGAACGCAUACUAAAAGAGGUCAUCGGAAUUGAACGUGGAGUUUACUUCCAGGAGUACACUGGAAAUCAGGUGCGAAAGCUGCUUGAAUCGGAACGCGUUGGGCUUUUGUGGGAUCUGCUCCCCGUGACGCCUCAAACAACUGCUUACAGAAGGGUUAUGAAUGCUCUCCGUUCUAUUCAAGAUGUGAGCAAGGCUUGCACUUUGACCGCCGCAGAGCAAGACCAACAUGAAAACACUAUCCUACAUUUCUGUGAGCAAACUGCGAUCGCUGACCUCGAAGAGACUGUGACCGAGAAGCUACACAUUCUUUCGAAACAUGUCACUCCUUUCGUCAGAAGAUUCGGAACUUGGUGCAAAAUGUCAGAACAAGCUAUUGCGGCGGCACAUGCAGUUAGUAAAGAAAAGAAAAAGGGAAACAACAAAUUAGCCCCAUCGCUCAUGUGUGAACUCGCCCUGAGGGGUAAAAUGUUGAUUGGAUAUUAA
Molecule: messenger RNA, 1513 nt
Organism: Caenorhabditis auriculariae
Lineage: Eukaryota; Metazoa; Nematoda; Chromadorea; Rhabditida; Rhabditidae
Source: the annotation of a GenBank genome assembly